GGUCGCGCGGGUGCAGGGUCGGCGCAGGCUCGCGCAGGGCGGCGCGGGUCCGGGCAUGAAGCUGGGCCGGGCCGUGCUGGCCCUGCUGCUCCUGGCGCCGUGGGUGGUGCGGGCGGUGGAGCCCAUCAGCCUGGGGCUGGCCCUGGCCGGCGUGCUCACCGGCUACAUCUCCUACCCGCGCCUCUACUGCCUCUUCGCCGAGUGCUGCGGCCAGAAGCGGAGCCUGAGCCGGGAGGCACUGCAGAAGGAUCUGGAUAAGAAACUCUUUGGACAGCAUCUUGCAAAGAAAGUGAUUUUAAACGCUGUGUCUGGUUUUCUGAGCAACCCGAGGCCCAAGAAACCUCUCACGCUCUCCUUGCACGGGUGGACCGGCACGGGGAAAAAUUUUGUCAGCAAGAUCAUCGCCGAGAAUAUUUACGAGGGCGGUCUGAACAGUGACUAUGUCCACCUGUUUGUGGCCACGCUGCAUUUCCCCCACGCCUCGAACAUCACCCUGUAUAAGGACCAGUUACAGCUGUGGAUCCGAGGCAACGUGAGUGCCUGUGCGAGGUCCAUCUUCAUCUUUGAUGAGAUGGACAAGAUGCACGCUGGCCUCAUAGAUGCCAUCAAGCCUUUCCUGGACUAUUACGAUGUGGUGGAUGAGGUCUCCUACCAGAAGGCCAUCUUCAUAUUCCUCAGCAAUGCUGGAGCAGAGAGGAUCACAGAUGUGGCUUUGGAUUUCUGGAGAAGAGGGAAGCAGAGGGAGGAAAUCAAGCUCAAGGACAUGGAGCACGCCUUGUCUGUGUCUGUCUUCAACAACAGGAACAGUGGUUUCUGGCACAGCAGUCUGAUUGACCGAAACCUCAUUGAUUAUUUUGUCCCCUUCCUGCCCCUGGAAUACAAACACCUGAAGAUGUGCAUCAGGGUCGAGAUGCAGGCCCGUGGCUAUGAGGUUGACGAGGACAUUAUCAGCAGAGUGGCUGAAGAGAUGACCUUUUUCCCCAAGGAGGAGCGCGUUUUCUCUGACAAGGGCUGCAAGACGGUGCACACCAAGCUGGACUAUUACCUCGAUGACUGACAGCCCACGCCAGGCUUUGAGAGGAACUCAACACUCAGUCUGCCCCUGCUCCUUUCCAGGGAAGAGGAAUCAAAUGGAUAUUUCCAGGAGUGCAGCAGGAAUUCUGGGCCUGUUCCCUCCCUGGAAGGCCACAGUGCCCUACCUUAAGAACCCAGAUAUGGACAGGAGGUGUCUGGAGCCUUCAGAGGAGAAAACUGCAGCUCCCAGCCCACCCACUCCGGGGCUCGUGAUUUUUUAAAAAUUAUGUUUUAAUUUCACUUAUUUCUGUUUCAAGGAACGAUAAAUAAGUUUUACUGAAAAUGUGAUAACUUUAUUUAAGAUGGUUUUAACAUUAUGAGAAACUUUUUUCAGAUUCUAAGUUUUUGGCUUUGUGUGAUUUUUUUCAAAUCCUCAUCAUUACAAACCGUCAUGUCUACCGCAUUAAGGCUGAGCAUGGUCCUUGGCAUCUGUUCUGUGGGAUGGCAGUACAGGGGACACCAGUGCUAUCCCGGGAUGACCAGAACCAGCCCCGCCAGGGCCAGGAAGUGUGCAGACAGGAGGAGGAGUACGGCAGAGGACCCAGGCCGGCCCGCGGUAAGCCCGACGUCCUCCUGGGGCUUUCAGCUGGGAGCAGUGGGGACAGUGGGCGCUAUGGGGACGAGCUUGGUCAUACUGUGUGCACUCGUCAGAACUUGAAUCUUUUGAAAGAAACAUCCAGAGCCUGGCACACCCACCCGCCAUCCCAGGUUGAAGAGGGAGGAUCAGAAGUCUGAGGCCAGCCUCAGCAGGAGAGUGAGGCCAGAGGAAACUUAGUGAGGACAGUAGUGAGACCCGCCACGGGAGGAGAGCUGGGAUGCAGCUCAGUGUGGCAAAGUGCCCAUGACAAUCGUGCUGGUGUGAUCCCUAGUACCACCCCACCCCAAAAAAGGGAAGAAAAGGACCCUCCAGCUCCCCACUUGCCAGCCCCGCUACGUCUCCAAACGAGCCGCGCUUCCUCUGCUGGUUCUUCAGUUGUGAUGGAUUUUGCCAUAUUCUUUCUAAGAACUUCCCUCAUGGUCACUAGUUUUGUUAUGUUGAAUGAGAACUCCCCACAUCUAGGAGAGCUUAGCUGCCCCUCUGAGAAGGCCAAGAAUAGUGUUAUCUAUAAAUGCUACCAUUUUACAACAGAAUUUUGAACUUUUGGUUUCUUUUUCUCUGGGUGGUGCUGGGGACGGAGUGCAGUGCCUCACAUGUCCAAGGCGAGGGUUCUCUGACUGAGCCAUGUCCCAGCCUCGCAUAGUUUUCGGAUACAUGCGAGUGUACUGGAGCUCACACGUGCUCACCGCUGAGCCACACCUGCAGCCUUCUGAGUAUGGUUUAUAAAGGAAAACCCUUCACCAGAGGCCUGUGCGUGUAGGCUGAGUAAAGAUGUAGGUAGCAAGGCAGUUCUGGUGGGAAGGAAGUGCAGUCUGACCUUCACCAAGCUGCCAGGGCAGUGCACUUCAAGGGCAGGACUCACGGAGCUCCUGGCACCCAGCCGUGAUGCUCCGGUCCAGCUGAGGUGUCAGGCAGGAGCGCAGGGCUCCAGGAGACAUAUUGUGCAGCGCAGCUCGCAUGCCUACAGAGGGGCAGUGCUCCCCAGGAAGGGUCCAGCAGGCUUAGAAGAUGGCUGGAGGGGCCAAGGUGCUCAACAGCAGAGCUGUGCUCAUGUUCAAGCCCUGUGUUCAGUUCCUGGCAUAAAGACGAUGCUGGCCUGGCUGCUGGGCUGCUGUGGGAGCCCCUGUCUUACGGCUACCUUUGCCUGUUUCUAGGGUGGCCCAGUCUCCCUAGCAUGGUUCAAGUGUCCUUAGCAGUCACAGAUGAGCUCUGAUCAUCUCUCUGAAGAUGGCAGCCCUGGCACCUGUAAGGCUGUAAAUAGGAAAAAGAAGUCCUCUGACAUCAUUUUGCAAAGUUCAGUCUCAGUAGAUGAAGCAGUUUAGGGUGGAACAGAGACUGCCUUAGGCCAGACCAAGGAAAUAAGUCUCCUGCCAGUUGAGCACCUUCAACUG
Molecule: messenger RNA, 3063 nt
Organism: Urocitellus parryii (Arctic ground squirrel)
Lineage: Eukaryota; Metazoa; Chordata; Mammalia; Rodentia; Sciuridae
Gene: Tor1a
Product: torsin family 1 member A
Biological process (GO): nuclear membrane organization; protein localization to nucleus
Cellular component (GO): endoplasmic reticulum lumen; nuclear envelope; endoplasmic reticulum
Molecular function (GO): kinesin binding; ATP binding; ATP hydrolysis activity
Source: RefSeq, a predicted model, not a curated record